CACUCUCGAAGCUCACAGAAAAUCACAUUUUAUAUUUGUGUGCGACAGUGCGACAACGCUGGAAAGCGGAAAAUACUAUAUAUUUGACUUGAUAUUCCUUCAGCUCAAAGUGAUUCACGAAAAAAAUAUUUUAUUAUUUGGAUUUGCAAAACAUCUCGUUCUCUUUUUUUUUCUCCACUUGUUUUUAACACCAUUUUUCUUAGAACCACUUUAAAACAAUAAAACCAUGUCUGUUGUUGGAUUCGAUAUUGGAAACCUCCAGUCGGUUAUUGCCGUCGCCCGCAACCGCGGUAUCGACAUUGUUGCCAACGAGGUCUCGAACCGGGCCACCCCCACCAUGAUCUCGUUUGGCGACAAGCAGCGCUACAUUGGCGAGUCUGCCAAGAACCAGGAGAUGAGCAACUUUAAGAACACCUUGAGCGCCGUAAAGCGUCUCAUCGGACGCUCGUACAGCGAGUCCGAGGUGCAGGAGUACGAGUCACAGUUUAUCGGCUGCAAGCUGGUUGAUGCCGGCAGCGAGGUUGGUGUUGAGGUUAGCUACCUGGGCAAGCCCACUGUUUUCACCGCGACCCAGCUCUACGCCAUGUUCCUGGGCAACCUCCGCGACACCACGUCGAAGGAGCUCGGUGGCAGCACUAUUUCGGACGUCGUUAUCUCGGUCCCCGCGUGGUACACCGAUCGGCAGCGUCGCGCUGUGCAGCAGGCUAGCAAGAUCGCUGGCCUGAACUGCCUGCGUCUGCUCAACGACAACACGGCUGCUGCCCUGGGAUACGGUAUUACCAAGACCGACUUGCCCGAGGACAAGGCGCGCAACGUUGUCUUUGUUGAUCUGGGCCACAGCACGUUCACCGUCUCGGUGGUUGCCUUCAAGAAGGGCGAGCUCAAGGUCAGGUCAGUUGCUUGCGACCGCACUGUCGGUGGACGCAGCUUUGACAAGGCUCUGCUGGACCAUUUCAUCGCUGUCUUCAACGACAAGUACAAGCUUGACAUCCGGUCGAACAACAAGGCGAAGGUGCGUCUCAGCGCGGCUUGCGAGAAGCUGAAGAAGGUCCUGUCGGCCAACUCCCAGGCGCCUAUCACUGUCGAGAACCUGAUGAAUGACGUUGAUGCCAGCGCCAUGUACUCGCGCGACGAGCUUGUUGAGCUGAUCGAGCCCCUGCUCCAGAAGCUUGAGAAGCCCAUCCAGCAGGCCAUCGCCGAUGCCAACCUUGAGGGCGACGAGAUUCACUCGAUCGAGCUUGUCGGUGGAUCGAUCCGCAUCCCGGCUGUCAAGAAGCGCCUGACCGAGUUCUUUGGCCGCGAGCUGUCGUACACGCUCAACCAGGACGAGGCCGUUGCUCGCGGCUGCGCGCUGCAGUGUGCCAUUGCGUCGCCUGUCUUCCGUGUGCGUGACUUUGCCGUCAACGACAUUACCUCGCACCCGAUCCGCUUCAAGUGGGAGGCCACUGGCAACACUGAGGACGACACCAGCCUGGAUGUCUUUGUCCACAACAACCCGGUGCCCAGCACCAAGAUGCUGACGUUCUACCGCAAGCAGCCCUUCACCAUUGAGGCCGAGUACUCCGAUCCGUCCAACCUGCCUCAGGGCACCAACCCCUGGAUCUCCAGGUUCGACAUCAAGAACGUCGAGCCCCAGGAGAACGGCGAUCUGACCACGAUCAAGGUCAAGGCGCGUCUGGAUCUCAGCGGCGUUCUGUCGGUGACCAGCGCUUACACCGUUGAGGAGAUCGAGGUCGAGGAGCCCGUGCAGGGCGAGGCCAAGGAGGGCGAGGAGGCCACGGCUGAGGUGCGCAAGGUCAAGAAGAUCGUGAAGAAGGCCGAUCUGCCCGUCCUGCAGGCGUCGCAGUGCCUGGACGCGUCCACGCUGACCGAGCUGACCAAGAAGGAGAGCGAAAUGUACAAGGCCGACGUUCUGGUCAACGCCACCGAGGUUGCCAAGAACGCGCUUGAGGAGUACAUUUAUGACACUCGGGCCAAGGUUGAGAGCGAGUACAAGGCGUACAUCGACCCCAAGGAGCAGAAGGAGUUCCUGGCGCGUCUGACUGAGGCCGAGGACUGGCUGUACGAGGAGGGCGAGGAUGCGUCGCACGAUGCCUACGUCGAGAAGGUCUCGGGCCUCAAGGCCACUGGCGAGCCCAUUGUCGAGCGCUACCGCGAGGACAAGGAGCGGCCCAAGGCUGCGCGCGAGCUGCGCGACGUCGUGUCCCAGUGGGCCGACCGCGCAACCUCCCAGGAGGAGCGCUACUCGCACAUUACUUCUGAGGAGAGGCAGAAGAUUAUUGACCGCAUUGAGAAGGUGCAGGAGUGGCUGGACGAGAAGCUUGAGAAGCAGUCGACCAAGUCCAAGUGGGAUGCGCCCGUCGUGUUCGCUAACGAGAUCCGCAAGCAGCGCGAUGAGUUGGUGUACUUUGCCACCCCGAUCAUGUCGCGCCCCAAGCCCGCGCCCGCGUCCGCGCCCAAGGUCGAAGAGACUGAUGAUGUUGAGGUUGAGUCGCCCAAGUCCGAGGGCGAGCCCAAGGGCAACACCGAGCAGAUGGAUGUCGACUAAACCGUCGCCGCCGGCUUAGAGCGAUUGUUUUUAAUAAACUUUUGACCAGCAAAUAAUAGCAAUAUUGAGCUUUUGUUUAUUUGCCGAAGUUUGUGCGAGGCAUUUUUUUCGCACAAAAUAUUUUUUAUUUCCUUUGUGGACAAGGGGAGAGGCUUGAGGAUCAACAGCCGAAUAAAGAAGAAUCAUCAAAAC
Kickxella alabastrina is the source of this 2740-nucleotide messenger RNA. Its product is annotated as putative heat shock protein Hsp88. NCBI's taxonomy places the organism in Eukaryota, Fungi, Kickxellomycota, Kickxellomycetes, Kickxellales, Kickxellaceae. The transcript has 2 exons. Gene Ontology annotation, cellular component: nucleus; cytosol. The record is from RefSeq and is a predicted model, not a curated record. The coding region runs from base 227 to 2548 and encodes 773 amino acids. Gene Ontology annotation, biological process: protein folding. Gene Ontology annotation, molecular function: ATP-dependent protein folding chaperone; ATP binding.